CUCGCCCGGCCCUGCAGAAUGAGCAGGGACAGCUCCUCGGACGGGAGCGCCGAAGAUGGAGAGAAAGGGGCGGCGGGAUGUCAGGAAGAAGACUCUUUCAAGGACAUAUCCAUGUACUUUUCCAAAAAGCAGUGGAUGGAGCUGAGAGAUUGGGAGAAAGUCCGAUUUAAGAAUGUCAAGAGGAACUAUGAGGCCAUGAUUAAAAUAGGUCUCACUGCUUCUCGACCAACUUUCAUGUGCCGGGGCAAGCAAAACAGGAGAGCCAAAGUAGAAGAAUCUGGAGAUUCUGAUGAAGAAUGGAUGCCUAAGCAAUUAGUGAAAGCCUCUCGCUUCUCAUCAAGAUUAAAACAGAAGACACACCUAAGGAAUAAGGAGAUGACCAAGGAAUUAACUGACGCUAAAAUGAAGGGAACAGUGGAUUUAUCUGAGGAGUUGAAGAUAGUAGUCAUGAAUAACGUGACCAACUCAGAAGAAGUCAAGAAACAAGAGUGCAGAAAAAAGGAUGCUGCAGUCCAUAUCUAUAAUUUGCGGGAACGGAAGUAUCCAAUAUACCAAGAAAUCUGGGACCCUCAGGAUGAUGACUAUCUCUUCUGUGAGGAGUGUCAGACUUUCUUCUUGGAAACCUGUGCUGUUCAUGGGCCCCCAAAAUUUGUCCAGGAUGGUGCCAUGAUCAAGGGAUAUCCUUACUGCUCAGCCAUCACCCUGCCCCCGGGGUUAAGAAUUGGACUUUCGGGGAUUCCUAAUGCAGGACUUGGUGUAUGGAAUGAAGGCUCAAAUCUACCUAUGGGUCUGCACUUCGGACCCUAUGAAGGGAAAUCCACAGAGGAUGAUGAGGCUGCCAAUAGUGGAUAUUCCUGGAUGAUCACCAAGGGCAGAAAUAGUUACGAGUAUGUGGAUGGGAAAGAGGAGUCUUGCUCUAACUGGAUGAGAUAUGUGAAUUGUGCCCGGGAGGAGGAGGAACAGAACCUAGUGGCAUUCCAGUACCAAAGACAAAUCUUCUACCGAACCUGCCGAGUCAUUCGGCCUGGCUGUGAGCUCCUUGUCUGGUACGGGGAUGAGUAUGGUCAAGAAUUGGGCAUCAAGUGGGGAAGAAAGUGGAAAAGGCCCCUCACGGGUAUCACAGAUGAGGAAACUGAGGCUCAAGGUGACUAAGUGUUUGGCCAGGGCUAAACCGAGAGCCAGGACGUGCAUGCAAGUCUUUUGCCUCUAAGGACUUCAAAGUAUUUCUUGAUUCUUUAAUUCAGACAGUUCUAUUAGAUAUCUCAUCUAGCCUGUUGGAACUAGAAGGUGCACUUAGCACUGCUUCAGUGCUGUUUGAAUGUCUGAAUUUACCACCUCUUUGUAGAGUAUCCAUUCAUUAUCCAUAGGGGAUCACUUUCAUCACUGAAGAAAUAGUACUUAGCAUGUGCCUUUGGAUGAAGGGAUUAGACACACAGAGCUGCAAAAUGACUGAGCCCUCUGGAACAGAGGUUUCCCUCAAAGUCAUUCAGGUUGCCUUGUUUUAACCAGCCAGAGCACAAAUGUCACCUUUAUCCAGACCGAGUUCCAUUACAGUAGUUUAAGUGAACUUUGUGCUGGGAGGAGGAUACCGUUCCCCAAAACUAAGAGUUGUCAUAGCCCCAAGUGGUUCCUCAGUCAAAACAAAUGUACUGACUCAGGGAUUUCAGAAGCAAGUUAUGUUAUCAAGACAUUUGCCAGAGGCACAAGAGAAUGGUAAGAGAUGCAGGGGGGUGAGGGGGGAGGGAAGAAAGGAGAGGCUCUGCAAACUGUCAGAGAGAGCGCAAAAGCUCUGGCCUGAAAU
Molecule: messenger RNA, 1801 nt
Organism: Sarcophilus harrisii (Tasmanian devil)
Lineage: Eukaryota; Metazoa; Chordata; Mammalia; Dasyuromorphia; Dasyuridae
Product: histone-lysine N-methyltransferase PRDM9-like
Exons: 10
Coding region: 19-1152 (377 amino acids)
Biological process (GO): regulation of DNA-templated transcription; positive regulation of reciprocal meiotic recombination
Cellular component (GO): nucleus
Molecular function (GO): recombination hotspot binding; protein binding; histone H3K4 methyltransferase activity
Source: RefSeq, a predicted model, not a curated record